UUCACACUUCACACGCUCAAAUGGAAACCUCGUGCAAAUAAGGCAAACAAAUUCAACCAAAUUUUGAAUUUCCCACAAAAAAUCAAAUCGCACUCAGAAAAACUUCUUGUGUUUGAGAUCAAAUCAAAAACGGAAAAACCUUCUUGUUCAGUCGAAGAUCGGAUCGACAAGCGGAAGACAGAGCUGAGUAAAGCUAGUAUUGUUCUCAGUUGCAAUCAGCUACACUCCGAAGAUUCUUCUUGUGGCUAGAGUAUGGCGUACUCAGAACCUGUGAGCACUGAAAGAGAUUCUGUACUAGUUAACACUGGUCCCAGGAAACCUCGAAUUUUGCUUGCUGCUAGUGGAAGUGUGGCUGCUAUAAAGUUUGGAAAUCUUUGCAAUUGCUUUUCUGAAUGGGCAGAAGUGAGAGCGGUUGCGACGAAAUCUUCGUUACAUUUCAUCGAUAGAGCAUCACUUCCUAAGGAUGUAAUUCUUUAUACUGACGAUGAUGAAUGGUCCACUUGGAAGAAGAUAGGUGACAGUGUGCUCCACAUUGAGCUGCGCAGAUGGGCUGAUAUCAUGGUUAUUGCCCCCUUGUCAGCAAACACACUUGGCAAGAUUGCAGGAGGAUUGUGUGAUAACUUGCUGACCUGCAUUGUGCGGGCGUGGGACUACAGUAAACCACUUUUUGUAGCCCCAGCCAUGAACACCUUUAUGUGGACCAAUCCUUUCACAGAACGGCAUCUUAUGGUAAUUGAUGAGCUCGGAAUUUCUCUCAUACCACCUGUAACAAAGAGGCUAGCCUGCGGGGAUUAUGGAAACGGUGCGAUGGCUGAACCAUCACUAAUUUUCGCAUCUGUGAGACUCUUCUUAGAGUCAAGGGCACAACCAGGUGGCAGCAAUAGUCACUAGUUAAUCAUUGCAAAUCCUUCAUACAUAGAGAUGACGGAAGAACAAGUACUUACCAACUUCUUGUACAAAUGCUAGUGUCCUUUUUUGGUUCCCAAAUCUGCACCAAUUGUUUGGAAUGGUUAUUUUUAUUGAGAGUGUUCUGUUUGACAUUAUGGGCUCGAUUCUGGUGCAUUCUGUGUAAUGUGAAGAGAUUAAUAUAGGAAUGUUCCUUGUGGACUAGGUUCGGUUCAAUUGUCUGUUUUCGUUUUUCUGAACUGUGUAAUAGAUUUAUCGGUUAUGGAUGCCAGUUUCUUGGUAUAUGACCAAAUUCUGAUUGAAC
Messenger RNA from Ilex paraguariensis (yerba mate), 1210 nucleotides. NCBI's taxonomy places the organism in Eukaryota, Viridiplantae, Streptophyta, Magnoliopsida, Aquifoliales, Aquifoliaceae. The record is from the annotation of a GenBank genome assembly.